Messenger RNA from Humulus lupulus (European hop), 1110 nucleotides. RefSeq names its product probable E3 ubiquitin-protein ligase RHA4A. The record is from RefSeq and is a predicted model, not a curated record. NCBI's taxonomy places the organism in Eukaryota, Viridiplantae, Streptophyta, Magnoliopsida, Rosales, Cannabaceae. The transcript is spliced from 3 exons. Gene Ontology annotation, biological process: protein ubiquitination. Gene Ontology annotation, molecular function: transferase activity. Bases 284 to 1081 code for a protein of 265 amino acids.
UUUUCUUCUUCUCCUUCUCCUAUAGUCUCCAUAGGCAAAAUUUAAGGUUUAUUUCUUCAAUCCCUUUAAAAAGAACAACUCCUCUCUUUCACUCUUUCAAAACACUCAUCUCUCUCUUUCUCCACAAACUUAUAUAUAUACACAUACAUAUCUAUAUAGCUAGGUUUGUUAGUUUUAUUUUUUCUACAUAAUCACCAUAGAAAUCAAAUCUUAUAUUGAUCAAAAGUAUAGUAUAGUGAUCAUCAUCAUCAUCAUCAUCAUCAAGAUCAAGAUCAAGAUCAAGAUGGGAGUUCCUCAAUCUCCAACCCCACCUCAUCUUUAUCCACAGGCUCUUCAACUCAAGCUUUAUCAAGCCUUCAUAUUCUCAAUCCCUAUUCUCUUCUCCAUCAUACUCUUUCUCUUGUUUUACUUGUUCUAUCUCAAAAGAAGAGCUUCCAAUAAUAAUAACAACAACAAUAAUAAUACUAAUCCUUCUCCUCUUCAUUCACGUCCAAUAAGAUCUCACCAAACUUAUAUUUCCUCACCAUGUCAUCGGUUGGAUUUGAAGGUGGAGCUCAAAGAUGACCUUCCAAUAAUUCUAUUUGAUGAAGAAUUGAGGAAAAAGGAUUCUCAAUGUUGUGUUUGCUUGGGAGACUAUAUAAUGAAAGAAGAGUUACUCCAAGUCCCUUCAUGCAAGCACGUUUUCCACAUAGAUUGCAUACAUCUCUGGCUCCACACAAACACAACUUGCCCACUUUGUAGAUGCUCAGUCUUUCCGGCCACCGCCACACCUCCCAAACUCACCAGCAACCCUAAUCCGUCGGCCGCCACCGCCUCGGCCGAGCCGCUCCCACCGCAGCCGGUUUCCAAUCAGACUCCUCCUCCACAAGUGAUUCAAGUGUCACUAGAAGUACAACACAAUCCACAACAAGAAGAGCAACCUAUUAUUGAUAGAAGUGGGAUCACUACUACUACUACUACAAAUACAAAUGAGAAUAGUAAUAAUAACAAUAUGGAACGUUAUUUUGACUCAGGAUCAGUUGUUAUCUAUAUCCAAACACAUGGUACAUCUAUACAUGAACAACAGCCAAAUACUAGUUAAUAAUAUCAUAUUGGUUUUGUGGAGGAGCA